CCCACCAACAACCCACUCGCCAUGUCUCGGUUUUUCACUGCCAGCGACAGCUCCAGCGAGAGCUCCUCCGAAGAGGAACUCUAUAGCGACCAGGAAGCAGCCGAGUCCGAAGAAGAGUCCUCCUCCGAGGACAGCGACGAGGACAGCGAUGACUCGUCGAGUAGUGACGAUGGAGGGAAGACUGGCGCCAACAAGUUCUUGCGCGAGGCGUCUGAAGAAGAGGACAGUUCUGACGAAGAGCGGGUCAAGAUAGUUAAGAGUGCGAAGGACAAGCGGUUCGAGGAGUUGGAGGGCACAAUACGGUUGAUUGAGAACGCGGAAAAGAUCAACGAUUGGGCUGUUAUCUCUGAACAGUUUGAAAAGCUGAAUCGCCAAGUCCCCGCCCUCAUCAAGCAGAAUGAUGGCAAGCCCCCAAAGCUUUACAUCAAGGCGAUUGCCGACCUCGAAACCGUUAUGCUGGAGACUAUCGAGAAACAGAAAGUCUCACCCAAGAAAAUGAACGCAAUCAAUACCCGAGGCUUGAAUGCUGUCCGACAGCGUAUUCGCAAGAACAAUAAAGACUACGCCAAGGAUAUUGAUUCAUAUCGCGAGAACAAAGAGGAGUUCAUGCGCGAGGAGGUCGUCGAGGUUAGAGUCCCUACCAGGUCAAGGAGCACCAUCCGGGAGGCAGGCGAGGUCCCUACCGGUGACGAUGACGAGGGUUUCACCAUGGUCGGUGCUGGUGGAAGGGCCAUGCAAUACACCCCCGAAAGCAUUCUCAAGCACCUACGGACGAUUGUCGAAGCCCGAGGCAGGAAGAACACCGAUAGGCUGGACCAAAUCCGGACUAUGGAGAAGCUCCGUGAAGUGGCCGUCAACGACUACCAGAAGAUUCGAGUGUUACUAACCCUGAUUCCUACCCGGUUCGACCUUACUUCUGGAACUGGAAAUCAGAUGUCCCAAGAGCAAUGGAAGCUCGCCCAGAAUGAGUUUUCCCAGCUUCUGGAGAUUCUAGAGUCCACCGAAGAGAUCGUUGUGAUCGAGAACGCCGAGGAAUGGGAGGAUGAUGAGAAAUUACCUCCUAUCACCGAAGGAGAGAUUUUCCGCAUUCCCGGCAGCGUCGUCUCUUUCGUGGAGAGACUCGACGAUGAGCUCACCCGGUCAUUGCAACACAUCGAUCCUCACACUGCUGAAUACGUAGAGCGACUCACGGAUGAGGCUGCCCUUUAUACAAGCAUCGUCCGUGCGCUGGUUUACGUUGAGACGCUGAAGAAGAACCCCAAACUCGACCAGAACCAAGAAAGCUUAAACCGUGUUGUAUCACGCCGCUUGGAACACGUUUAUUUCAAGCCUUCCCAGGUCGUCACAAUUCUCGAGUCCAACACUUGGAAAGCUAUUCCGGCCGAGCUGGAUUCAUCCGUGACCCCUCGCGCUAUCUCCAACGACACCGCCUCCCUCGUCCAAACUCUGUGCACCUACCUGUUCCAAAACAGCGAGGGCAUCAUCCGAGCUCGUGCAAUGCUGUGCCAAGUGUACUUCCUUGCUCUGCAUGACCAGUACUACAAGGCGCGUGACAUGAUGUUGAUGUCCCAUCUUCAGGAGACUAUCAGCAACUUUGACGUCAAUACCCAGAUUCUCUUCAAUCGCGCAUUAGUCCAAGUCGGUCUUUGCGCCUUCAGGGCUGGUCUGGUUUAUGAAGCACAGAACUCUCUCCAGGAGAUUUGCGGCAGCAACAGGCAAAAAGAGCUUCUUGCUCAGGGUCUUCAAAUGCAACGGUACUCUCAGAUAUCUCCAGAACAGGAACGGCUGGAGAGGCAACGACAACUUCCCUUCCACAUGCACAUCAACCUGGAGCUGCUGGAAUGCGUUUACCUGACGUGCUCCAUGCUUCUUGAGAUCCCUCUCCUCGCACAGAUCGGCUCGUCGCCUGACAUCAAAAAGCGAGUCAUCAGCAAGACCUACCGCCGACUUUUAGAGUACCAUGAGCGCCAGAUCUUCACCGGCCCGCCAGAAAACACUCGCGACCACGUCAUGCAGGCAUCCAAGGCUUUAGCUGCUGGCGAGUGGAAGAAAUCGGCCGAGUUCAUUAAUUCAAUCAAAAUCUGGGAGCUGAUGGCCAACUCGGAGAAGAUCAAGGACAUGCUGUCCGCCCAGAUUCAGGAAGAAGGUCUACGAACCUAUCUCUUCACCUACGCUCCUUACUACGACACCCUCUCCAUCUCCUCACUAGCAGCCAUGUUCGAGCUUGAGGAGCGCAAAGUCUCGGCCGUGGUCAGCAAGAUGAUCUCUCACGAGGAACUUGGUGCCGCUCUUGACCAGGUCAACAGCGCCAUCAUUUUCCGCAAGGGCGUUGAGCUAUCCAGGCUACAGAGUCUUGCUCUAAGCUUGAGCGACAAAGCCAGCGGCCUCAUUGAGGCAAACGAGAAGACACUCGAGCAGCGGACACAGGGCACAGCGAACGCGUUUGAGCGCCAAGGCGGGCGUGGACGUGGCGGACGCGGUGGAGGACGUGGCGGUGGACAGCGAGGAGGCGGAGGUGGACGCGGUGGAGGGAACAGGAAUCAGCAGUUCACGGGCGGUGCGUUGGGCAGGGCUAUCCAGGCAUAAAGGGAGGCGGUUUCUUGGGGUUUUCGGAGUUCAGCAUCUGUCUUUCUUCUAAUUAGGUGGACGAUGCAUGAGAUGAAUCGUCUGCUUGUGUUGUGAUAAGGGAAGAGUCAUAGGGAUGAUGAUGCCAAAAAUAAAUAUUCAAGUUCACAAUCAGAGCUAUGGGUGUUGAGUGUUUUGUCUACAUUGAACAUGAUGAAUCUAGUUUACAUGGGUUGUAU
This is a messenger RNA of Mytilinidion resinicola, 2804 nucleotides long. Its product is annotated as eukaryotic translation initiation factor 3 subunit C. The coding region runs from base 22 to 2586 and encodes 854 amino acids. The transcript has 4 exons. Lineage: Eukaryota; Fungi; Ascomycota; Dothideomycetes; Mytilinidiales; Mytilinidiaceae. Gene Ontology annotation, molecular function: translation initiation factor binding; translation initiation factor activity; RNA binding. Gene Ontology annotation, cellular component: eukaryotic translation initiation factor 3 complex. The record is from RefSeq and is a predicted model, not a curated record. Gene Ontology annotation, biological process: translational initiation.